UAUUCAUUCUCACUCCUCCUCCAUUACCCCUAAUAUCCCUCUUAAUUCACUCCUCCUCCAAUUCACUAUUACUCCUCCUCCAUUACUCCUAAUGUCCCUCUUAAUCCACUCCUCCUCCAAUCCACUAUUUGCAUCCAAACACAAACUCUCGGUCUUCUUUCCCAUCAUCACCAUCAUUCCUCCCCUUCAAUGGCCUCCUCCAAACCCCAUCACAUCACAUCGUCGCCAUGCCCUACCCCGGCCGUGGCCACAUCAACCCCCUCCUCAACCUCGCCGGCCAUCUCUCCACCCGUGGCCUCUUCGUCACCGUCGUCCUCACCGAAGAAUGGCUCGGUCUUCUCUCCACUUCCCCUACCCCAUCUCACCCCGCCGUCCAGUUCCGAUCCAUCCCCAAUGUCAUCCCCUCCGAGCACGGCCGCGCCAACGACUUCAAUGGCUUCCUCGACGCCAUCAACACCAAGCUCGAGAAACCCUUUGAGCGUCUCCUCGAGAGUCUCGAUCCGCCGCCGGCGGCCAUCCUCGCCGAUACCUGCUUGUCGUGGAUGGCCGCCGUCGGCGAGCGCCGGCGGCUGCCGGUUUACUCGCUUUGGACUAUGCCGGCGGCGUUCUUCUCUCUGUUUUAUGGAUUCGAGGAUAUCUUCGGCGGUGAAUCCACGGCGGCUCUUGAAGAAAUAGACAAGAAAUUGGAACAGCAUGUCAAGGGUCUAAAUUUAGGUGAUGUGAGUUCCGUAAUCUGCUCAGCCACACUAAAGAAGUGGGUCUUAGAAUCUUUCAUUUGGGCAAGAGGAGCAAAAGGAGUCAUCUUCACUUCAGUAUAUGAAUUGGAGUCAGACAUCAUAGACUCAUUGAAAUCAAAGCUCUCAUGUCCUGUGUACACUGUUGGUCCUUGCAUCCCUUACUUGACACUCAAAAUAAGCCUGGCAUCAGAUUACAUGCAAUGGCUCGACUCUCAACCUAUCAACUCUGUGCUCUACUUAUCUUUAGGAAGCUUCUUGUCGGUCUCUGUUGCACAAAUGGAUGAGAUUGUAACCGGGCUGCACGAAAGCGGCAUUCGCUUUUUAGUGGUUGGCCGAGGCGCCACUUCGCGUGUGCAGGCAAAGUUGGGCAGCACAGAUCUUGUUGUGCAGUGGUGUGAUCAGUUGAAGGUUUUGUGCCAUCCUUCAAUUGGUGGUUUUUUCACACAUUGUGGUUGGAACUCGACUAUGGAAUGCGUGUUUGCCGGUAAGCCAAUGCUCACAUUUCCUUUGUUUGGGGACCAACCUCUUAAUUGCAAGCUUAUUGCGAACGUUUGGAAGGUUGGUUUGAAUGUGAAGGAAGAGAUCGAAGAUGGGAAUUUGGUCGGAGGUAAAGCCAUUGCUAAGGUUGCGAAGAGGUUGAUGGAUGUGGAGGGGAUAGAGUACAAGGAGAUGAGGGAAAAAGUUGUUGAACUUAGUGAAACAGUUCAUAGAGCUGUUGAAGAAGGUGGUUCUUCUUAUUGUGCUAUCAAUGCCUUUGUUGAAGAUGUUUCAAGUAGUGUUUGAUUUUUCAUGAGUUUUAAGAGUGUGUCGGCUCUUUUUUCAUAUUUGUCAUGGAAUGGGCUUAAUGCAUUUCCAUUUAUUGUAAUAUAUUUUUAUUUAUUUAUCUUUAAGGUAGCACUGUUGGUUCUUCUUA
Messenger RNA from Dioscorea cayenensis subsp. rotundata (Guinea yam), 1650 nucleotides. Its product is annotated as UDP-glycosyltransferase 87A2-like. NCBI's taxonomy places the organism in Eukaryota, Viridiplantae, Streptophyta, Magnoliopsida, Dioscoreales, Dioscoreaceae. Gene Ontology annotation, molecular function: UDP-glycosyltransferase activity. The record is from RefSeq and is a predicted model, not a curated record.